AUGUCUGCUACAGCUACUAUGUAUCCUUCGGAUCCAUUAGCAGACUCAUUUAGAGAAAAAUUUGAUGAGGUCGAUCUAAAAGACGCUAAUAUUUUGGCUACCGGUAUGGAUAAGCAACAAUUACGUGUGGUUAAUGGAUUUGGCUCUUUAAUGGGCUCAAAAGAAAUGACACAACUAGACUCAACCGAUCCAACCGAAACUUUGAAAAAUAAUCAAUUACGUCGUCAUAUCUCCGAACAACCUUGGACUUUGAAUAAUUGGUACAAACAUUUAAAUUGGUUAAAUAUUACCCUGGUUAUCAUAUUCCCCGCUAUCGGUUGGUUGCUGUAUUUGACUAAUCUAGUGCCUCUGCAACGUAACGUUUUCUUAUUUUCAAUAUUUUAUUACGGUGUCGGUGGUAUCUCAAUCACAGCAGGUUAUCAUAGACUAUGGUCUCAUAGAUCGUAUUCCGCCGCCUGGCCUUUGAGAUUAUUAUACGCCUUCUUUGGUUCUGCCUCUGUCGAAGGCUCGAUUAAAUGGUGGAGUCAUUCUCAUAGAAUUCAUCAUCGUUACACAGAUACUCCAAGAGACCCCUACGAUGCCCGUCGCGGUCUAUUCUACUCUCAUAUGGGUUGGAUGAUCUUGAAACCAAACCCAAAAUUUAGAGCUAGAGCAGACAUAUCAGAUUUAAACGACGACUGGAUCGUCCGUUUUCAACAUCGUCAUUAUAUUAUUAUAAUGCUGCUAUCUGCUUUCAUUGUACCAACUGUAAUCUGUGGGAAACUGUUUAAUGAUUAUUUGGGUGGGUUCGUAUAUGCCGGGUUGAUUCGUGUCUUUAUGAUUCAACAAGCCACGUUUUGUAUCAAUUCAAUGGCUCAUUAUAUCGGGACUCAACCAUUCGACGAUAAGAGAACUCCAAGAGAUAAUUGGUUGACGGCUCUGGUGACUUUUGGUGAAGGGUACCAUAACUUCCACCACGAGUUCCCUACUGAUUAUAGAAACGCAAUUAAAUGGUACCAAUACGAUCCUACAAAAGUUUUAAUUUACUCAACUUCCUUAUUAGGUCUUGCAUCCGAUCUAAAGACAUUUUCACAAAACGCAAUUAAUCAAGGUUUGGUUCAGCAACGUGAGAAAAAAUUAGCUAAGGACACUAAUUCGAUCCAUUGGGGGCCAAACGUUUCAGAGUUGCCCGUGUGGGACAAACAAGACUACCUCAACGAACUGAAACAAAAUAACAAUCUGGUAAUCAUCUCAGGGAUCGUUCAUGACGUUUCAGGCUACAUUACAGAACAUCCGGGCGGUCAACCGCUACUGAAUUCUGCAUUGGGGAAGGACGCUACAAAGGCAUUCACGGGUGGUGUGUAUCGUCAUUCAAAUGCAGCUAAAAAUAUAUUGGCAGACAUGAGAAUAGCUAUUUUGAAAGAGAAAAAAAUGGCUGCUAUCAAUUUCGCUGGGAAACCACAUAAUUUAACUAGAUCAAAAUUCACUUAA
Messenger RNA from Maudiozyma barnettii, 1470 nucleotides. RefSeq names its product stearoyl-CoA 9-desaturase (gene OLE1). Gene Ontology annotation, biological process: unsaturated fatty acid biosynthetic process. Gene Ontology annotation, cellular component: endoplasmic reticulum membrane. NCBI's taxonomy places the organism in Eukaryota, Fungi, Ascomycota, Saccharomycetes, Saccharomycetales, Saccharomycetaceae. Bases 1 to 1470 code for a protein of 489 amino acids. Gene Ontology annotation, molecular function: heme binding; stearoyl-CoA 9-desaturase activity; iron ion binding. The record is from RefSeq and is a predicted model, not a curated record. The transcript has a single exon.